AUGGAGGAAUUGGCUACGCUAUCGCCGAGUAAGCCGCUUACGUCUUCAAUUCUCGACCUCAUUAUAAUCACGCUCGAUUUCCACGUCAUGCUCUUGGAUUCCUUGGAUUUGAAGCUGGAUACUAACGCGCUUAUUGUCACGCUUUCUUCUGUCACGUCACUUGCUAGGGAGUUUCAGCGCCGCGGCGCGAACGUGUUCGCCACGUCACGCCGAGUCGACACGAUGAAGGGGCUGAAGGAGAAAGGGGUGAACACGCUUGCGCUCGACGUCACAUCUGAGCCGUCCAUCCAGGUGAUCCGAUGGCUGCCCUCCAUCCACUACUCCUCUUUCCCUCCACUACGGGCUGUAGUGAAGGAGGUGGCAAGCUCAGCAGGGCGGGAGGACGUGCUUGCUGGUGAACAACGCCAGGUUUGGUGGGCUGUUGGGAUUGCCAUACUGUGCCUCCUUCGGCCCCACCCACGUCUUCUCUCCUCUCCACCACUACAGGCAGUAGUGAAGGAUGUGGCAACCUCAGCAGGGGGGGUGGACGUGCUGGUGAACAGCGCCAGGGCAGCAGUCAAGCAAGCAGCAGUCAAGCAAGUCACGGCUGCAGCAACGCGGGCUGGGGGCUGCCAUGGGCAGCGGGGCGGGUGGAAUUUGGGGCGUGGCUGUCUUUCCUCCUCUCCCCCUAACCUCUAUCUUCGCACAAGCAGCAGUGAAGGAGGUGACAUGGGCAGCGGGGCGGGUGGACGUGCUGGUCAACAACUCAACGGGGGGUGUGAGCUGCUGAAAUUACGGUACCAUGCCUCCCCGCCUCCCCUCUACCCACCCCACAGGAGGCAGUCAAGGAGAUCAUGCGUGCAGGGCGGGUGGACGUGUUGGUCAACAACUCAACGGGGGGUGUGGGCUGCUGAGUUUGCCGUACUGUGCCUGCGCCGCCUCCCGUCCCCUCCCAUACAGGCAGCAGUCAAGCAGAUCACCAGCCAAACGGGGCGGGUGGACGUGCUGGUCAACAACGCCGGGUGUGGGCUGCCGGGACCACUGGCUGAACUACCCAUGGCGAGGAUCAAAGAGCCUCUUUGCUAUCAAACGCAAGAUUCUCCUUCUUGCCCCCACACCUACCCUUCCCCCUCUCCGCUCCCCACUCCUCCUUCUUUCUCCUCCAUCUCCCUCUUCUCCUCCGUCUCCCUCUUCUCCUCCGUCUCCCUCUUCUCCUCCGUCUCCCUCUUCUCCCCCGUCUCCCUCUUCUCCCACCCUCUUCCCUUGCAUGUGUACGUACGAUCCGUGUAUGACACGAACCUGUUUGGGGCAUUGGCGUUGUCCCAGGCAGUGUUUCCCUACAUGCACAAGCAGAGGAGCGGGCGAAUCAUCAACGUUUCCAGUGUUGCUGGUUACACGUACAGGUGGGGUGGUUACAGUUACAGGCCCUUCGUGGGGACGUAUGGGAGCAGCAAGGCGGCGUUCAACGCGGUUACCAACUCCAGCCACCUAAGAAAACCAUUUCAUCCCCCCCACCCCACCCACCUGUCAUUGCUUGAGCAGCCCCUUCGUUGGGGCGCCCUUCGUGGGGACGUAUGGGAGCAGCAAGCGGCGUUCAACGCGGUUACCAACUGCAUGCGCGUGGAAAUGAAACCUCUGGGGAUCGGUGUUGUGCUUGUUACACCCGGCUACAUCCGCACCAACAUUUUCAGCCAAUCAGAUAUUCAGUCUACUCAUGUCCUCCCAAUUGUCUUCUCCCUCCUUCCGUUACCACCCCCAUCCUUCAUGCAGCAAGAAUGUCUCUCACAUUCCUGUCCUCCCGCCAUCAAGCCCGUUUAA
Molecule: messenger RNA, 1797 nt
Organism: Closterium sp. NIES-65
Lineage: Eukaryota; Viridiplantae; Streptophyta; Zygnematophyceae; Desmidiales; Closteriaceae
Source: the annotation of a GenBank genome assembly